This is a messenger RNA of Meleagris gallopavo (turkey), 1864 nucleotides long. It is a transcript of the gene PLA2G12B, whose product is annotated as phospholipase A2 group XIIB. Gene Ontology annotation, biological process: cholesterol homeostasis; triglyceride homeostasis; phospholipid metabolic process. Gene Ontology annotation, molecular function: A2-type glycerophospholipase activity; calcium ion binding. Gene Ontology annotation, cellular component: extracellular region. The record is from RefSeq and is a predicted model, not a curated record. Lineage: Eukaryota; Metazoa; Chordata; Aves; Galliformes; Phasianidae.
AAGUUCGGGGCAGCAGGGUGCUCACCUCCUCCCACGCACACAGCUUGCUCCCGUUGCUCCCUGCCCACACAUCAGCGUGCACGAGGGCGCGGGGCCUGCGGCCGGGCUGCAGGAUGCGGCUGCUCCUGGAGGCAGCGGUUCUGUGCCUGACCCUGUGCCUGGGGCACGGCACCGAGGAAACCACGCAGGAGAACACCGCCCAAACCUCCUACACAGAGUCCUACUUUCCAGAGUGGGGCAUCGGGGCCAUCCGGGACAGCUUCGAGACGGUUAACAGCUACUUUGACUCCUUCUUGGAACUGCUCGGGGGGAAAAAUGGCGUUUGCCAAUACAGGUGUCGAUACGGGAAGGCUCCGAUGCCAAGACCUCACUACAAGCCCCAAGAACCAAAUGGCUGCAGCUCCUAUUUUCUGGGGCUCAAGGUACCCCAAAGUCUAGACUUGGGUAUCCCUGCCAUGACGAAGUGCUGCAACCAGCUGGACGUUUGUUAUGACACCUGUGGGGCCAACAAAUACCGCUGCGAUGCCAAGUUCCGCUGGUGCCUCCAUUCCAUCUGCUCUGAUCUCAAGCGCAGCCUUGGCUUUGUCUCCAAGGUGGAAGCCUGCGAGUCUGUUGCAGACACAGUGUUCAAUGCUGUCUGGACCCUGGGCUGCCGGCCCUUCAUGAACAGCCAGCGGAGCGCCUGCAUUUGCAGCGAGGAAGAGCGAGAUGAGCUAUGAAGCAGAGCAGAUCCCCCUGGCCUCCACGAGCCCCUGCCAACGCUCCCUCUCACACACGGCGCUUCAUCUCAGUGACUUCCAGCGGCCCUCUGGCCAAGCAUGGGACACGGGGACCUCGGCCAAGCAACACUCAUCGGCUGCAGCUUUGGAGCAGAAGGCAGGAAAAGGGGAGGCAGCCUGUGCAAGUAGGGCAGCGAUGCCUGCUGUCCUCCGCAGCUGCAGGUACACUGCCCUAUCCCUUUCCAGCUCUAUCAGAAUGAUCUGAUGCCAAUUUUCUCCGCGGACUGAUCUGGAAAGGCAAGCAGGAUACAGUGCUGGUUAUAAACAAGGGGCUUUACUUGUUUGUUUGCCACUCUGCUAGCUUCCCCUGCCCCUUAACUUUCUCAUUUGCAGUGCGAGGCAUUAGGCUUCUGCAGCCUCUGACAAUCUCAGCCUGUGGCCACACUAUUUACGUUUUUCCAUCUCUGGAGACUGAAGGAGAGGAGUGAUUUGCUCUCAGUGCGAUGCUCACACGUACCCCUCACAUUUUCUAUUCUGUCAAUACACACUCUGACUACCCUGCUUAUUUAACACUUGGUGGAUCCUGAAACAAUGUAAAACACCCAGGGGUUUGGGAACAUGAGAAGGACUCGGCCUGUUUGUGAUACUGGUGUGUUUCAUAUCUGGGCAGAAGAGGACCAAACCCCAUCACAUCUCAGAUGUGCAAAGCACUAAUCCACAGCUACUCUUACACACCUACAGCACUCUCACGUGUUCUCAGGAGAGGAAGCUGCUUUUUUUCUUCAGUGACAUCCAGACUGUAUCAUUUAAUUAUUUUCUUCCUGUAUCUUCUUUUCCUUUUGGAUCUCUGUUAACACUAAAUGGCUGAGUACCCAUCUCCAUCUUUCACACAAAGGACACACAACGCUCACAGUUGCCUUGGAUGAGAUUUUCCAAACCCUGGAGGCUUAUCUGUCAGAUGGCAGGGCUUACUUGCUAUCUUGGUGGGGGCAGAGACACUGCCAGCUGAGAGCAGUCAUCUCAGAAGGCAUUCUUUUAAACAUGGUUAACACUUCCAUCUGCUAUUGGGAGCUUUUAUUGUGUGUAAAAUGAGAAUUUAAGGUGGUAUGCAGAAUUUCAUCAACAUAUAACAUUUGCAGACCUUU